Messenger RNA from Neurospora tetraspora, 1516 nucleotides. RefSeq lists its product as uncharacterized. NCBI's taxonomy places the organism in Eukaryota, Fungi, Ascomycota, Sordariomycetes, Sordariales, Sordariaceae. The transcript has 3 exons. Bases 87 to 1187 code for a protein of 366 amino acids. Gene Ontology annotation, cellular component: membrane. The record is from RefSeq and is a predicted model, not a curated record.
UCAAACCAGAAGCUUUUUUCAAGUCUUUGCAUCAAGUCUCUAUUCUUCGGCUGUGCUCGUUCAACGACUGAUUACAAGCUGUCGCCAUGAUACUGCCAUACGCCAUGGCUCUGCCCAAGCUGGGUACACUCCAAGAGUGCUCCGACUUCUCAAAGACCGUCACGCCUUUCCUGCCACAGCUCUACGCCCUUCCGCGUCAAAUCCUGGGCACUGUUCUCAAUGGAGGGAGCUUCCUCAAGCUGUACAUGGAGACCAACCCGUUCAUCAGCGGGCUUGGAGCCUCCAUUUUCCUGGGCGGCGUGUUUCUUGUUGCUGGCGAGGUCAACAAGAACUACUCGCAAGUUGAUCGCUUUUGGAGCAUACUACCGACCGUCUAUAUCGCUCAUUUUGCGACAUGGGCGCGUCUGGCCGGAAUUCCCAGCCGGCGCAUUGAUGCCGCCUUGCUCUUCAGCACGAUUUGGAGCACACGCUUGACAUACAACUAUUGGAGAAAGGGCGGGUACGGAAUCGGACACGAGGACUACAGAUGGCAAAUUGUUCGCGACAUGCUGCCCAAGUGGGCUUUCCAUAUCUUGAACUGGACCUUCAUUUCCUUCAUCCAGAGCGUUCUGCUUUAUAUGUUUGCUUCUCCUGUUUAUGUCCUUCUCUUGGCUACCCAGUUCGAGCCCGAGCUCUCUACAGCUGAUAUUGGCUUCACCGUCAUGCAAUUGGGUCUUAUUCUUACCGAGUUCAUUGCUGACCAUCAACAAUGGGUCUUCCAGUCAGCAAAGAAGGAGUACCAGACCUCUGGUCAUGUCCCGGCCGGUCACAAGCAGGCUGAUCUUGACCGAGGCUUUAUCACAUCAGGUCUCUGGGCUUACAGCAGACAUCCGAACUUUGCUGCUGAGCAAUCCAUCUGGCUGACGCUUUACCAAUGGGGCUGCUUUGCGACGAAUACCCUCUAUAACUGGACCAUCGUCUCUCCCAUCAUGCUCUUGAGUGUCUUCCAGGGCUCCACGUGGCUGACUGAGCGCAUCACCGCCGGGAAGUACUCAGAAUACAGCGCGUACCAAAAGCAGGUCGGCACGUUCGUACCCAAGACUUUGAAGGGGUACAAGACCACUGUGCCCAAGGUUAUCCGCACCAGCGAUCUUGCCAAGAAGCUGCAGGAAAAAGAGAAGGAGAAGGAGAGCAAGAAGCAACAGUGAAGACAGCCCAAGAAGUGUGUCUUUUCCAAUAUGUGAAACCUGGCAAGACAACCAACUGCGGUGGCUCUGGCAAAAGCUUAAAGGGAAUGGCCGGGCUGAAAGCAGUGGAUAAAGUCUUAGCGGCGGGCACGGGAGUCUCCUUUUGCAAGGGCCAGGCAUGUACCGUGGAGAGCGUGGUCAACAGUGCAAACUGGUCGCCUAUCUUAUUUUGGAUGCAAUUUACACUGGCGAGCUUCAAUCAACCCUUGCAACUCCAAAAUUGCCGAGUUCAUAAUUCUCACUUGUGUCUGUGCAGUGUCGAGUCGUACUGGCCCAUGGCUGAUGUUGGU